AUGGAACAUCAACAAGAGAGAUGCCGCAGGGUUGUGCUGGUUCCUCUGCCCUUUCAAGGCCACAUAACCCCAAUGCUUCAGUUGGGCACCAUCCUUCAUUCGAAAGGCUUCCACAUCACAAUUGCUCACACCCAGUUCAACUUUCCCAACACGCUCAAGUACCCUCAUUUCGACUUCAUAGCCUUGUCCGAUGGCGUAGGUGAGCAAACUAUAUCAGCGCACAACUUUAUAGCCGUGAUCUCAGCUUUCAACACCAACUGCAAAGACCAUCUCCGGGAAUCGUUGGCUAGGAUGAUGGAGAAAGAGGAUCAACACAAUAAGACUGCUUGCAUCAUCUAUGAUGAAUACAUGUACUUUGCAGAAGAGGUGGCGAAACAGCUGAGGAUAUCUAGUAUCAUAUUGUCUACUAGCAGUGCAGCAAAGAUGCUAAGUUACCUUGCAAUUCCUAGGCUCCAAAACGAGGGUCACAUUCCCCUUCAAGAUUCUAAGAUGCUGGAACUAGUGCCAGGCCUCGAACCACUCAGGUUUAAAGACUUGACCAUCUCAUAUUUCAGAAAAUUGGAUGACUUGCUACAACUAAUAGCAAAUGCCCUUGAUCCAAGGUCAUCUUCAUCCAUUAUCUGGAAUACCAUGGAUUGCCUCGAGCAUUCGACAUUGGCAAAGAUCCAGCAGGAACACCAACUUCCGUUGUUCCCUCUCGGCCCUCUGCACAAAAUGGUUCCAGCCAUAUCCAGCAGCUUAUUAAAAGAGGACCAGAGAUGCAUUCCAUGGCUUGACAAACAAUCACACAGCUCUGUCAUCUACAUAAGCCUCGGAAGUGCAGCUUCCAUGGACAAUAAAGACCUAGUUGAAAUGGCAUGGGGGCUAGCCAACAGUGAGCAGCCAUUCUUGUGGGUUAUUCGAACGGACUCCAGAGCACUACCAGAAGCUUUCCAAGAAGCUGUUGGAGACAGAGGUUGCAUAGUAAGAUGGGCACCCCAAAAGGAAGUCUUGGCACACACUGCAGUUGGAGGGUUUUGGAGUCACUGUGGUUGGAAUUCAACCAUUGAGAGUAUAUCCGAAGGAGUUCCGUUGAUAUGCCAACCAUAUUAUGGGGACCAGCGAGUGAAUGCGAGAUACUUGACCCAAGUUUGGGGAGUAGGGUUGGAGUGGGAGAAUGACAUGAACAGAGGAGAUAUAGAGGGAGCUAUAAGAAGGCUUAUGGUGGGUAAAGAAGGAGAGCUGAUAAGGCAAAGAGCAAAAGAUUUGAAGGAUACAAUUAAAUCCAGUAUGAACCAAGGUGGAUCUUCCUACAAUUCCUUGAAUGAAUUGGUGGACCUUAUUUUGUCAUUCUAA
This is a messenger RNA of Fragaria vesca subsp. vesca, 1335 nucleotides long. RefSeq names its product UDP-glycosyltransferase 76E2-like. The transcript is spliced from 2 exons. NCBI's taxonomy places the organism in Eukaryota, Viridiplantae, Streptophyta, Magnoliopsida, Rosales, Rosaceae. Bases 1 to 1335 code for a protein of 444 amino acids. Gene Ontology annotation, molecular function: UDP-glycosyltransferase activity. The record is from RefSeq and is a predicted model, not a curated record.